This is a messenger RNA of Ctenocephalides felis (cat flea), 636 nucleotides long. RefSeq names its product malignant T-cell-amplified sequence 1 homolog. The transcript is spliced from 2 exons. NCBI's taxonomy places the organism in Eukaryota, Metazoa, Arthropoda, Insecta, Siphonaptera, Pulicidae. The coding region runs from base 59 to 607 and encodes 182 amino acids. Gene Ontology annotation, molecular function: RNA binding. The record is from RefSeq and is a predicted model, not a curated record. Gene Ontology annotation, biological process: formation of translation preinitiation complex.
GAAACCCGCAUAACCUAAAAGUAUUAAUUAUUCUGGAAUUUGCCAAUUAGUUAAUAACAUGUUUAAGAAAUUUGAUGAAAAGGAAAGUGUGUCAGGUGUUCAACAAUUGAAAUCCUCUGUUCAAAAGGGAAUACGAGCAAAAUUGCUCGAAACUUAUCCACAUAUAGAAUCACAUGUCGAUGCAAUUUUACCGAAAAAGGACACUUUUAGAAUUGUAAAAUGCCACGAUCAUAUCGAGAUAAUGGUAAAUGGACAGGGAGAACUAUUGUUCUUUCGCCACCGUGAAGGUUCUUGGAUGCCGACUUUGAAAUUGUUACAUAAAUACCCAUUUUUCUUGCCUAUGCAGCAAGUUGAUAAAGGAGCUAUCAGAUUUGUUCUAUCAGGUGCAAAUAUCAUGUGCCCCGGUUUAACUUCUCCUGGAGCCUGCAUGACUCCAGCCGAGAAAGGAACAGUUGUUGCCAUAAUGGCAGAAGGAAAACAACAUGCUUUAGCUAUUGGUAUUACUUCUCUUUCUACAGCCGAUAUUGCCAAAGUGAAUAAAGGCAUCGGCGUGGAAAAUUGUCAUUACCUAAAUGAUGGACUUUGGCAUAUGAAAGCUGUUAAGUAGAUGUUCUUUGUAUUUUUAUAAAUGUUCAU